Molecule: messenger RNA, 2037 nt
Organism: Stylonychia lemnae
Lineage: Eukaryota; Ciliophora; Spirotrichea; Sporadotrichida; Oxytrichidae
Source: the annotation of a GenBank genome assembly
AUGAACAGAUAAGAUCCUGAUCCUCUCCAGAAUACUCUCAUUGAUAUUCACAGAAUAUUUUUACUAGUCUCAGGUCUUGGUAACACAUUCGUUAGAGUUAUUGGGGAUCCAUACUUGAGAAGAAAAGUAAUAAAAAUGCUAAGAUGCAAAAAAAGGAAAACUUUUGAAACUCCUGCCAUUACAGAAAGCAUAAUAAUGGAAACUGAGGGAUCUUUAAUGUUGAAAAAUUAUGAGAAUGAGACAGUUAACCUAUUAUACUAAAAUCUUCCCUAUCAGCCAAACAAAGAUAACAGAGUGCUCACCGAGGAUUUGAAUAUGAAUAUUAAUAAUACUACUCUAGAUCAAUUUUCUCGAAAUAACCUUUCCCAUUAAAACAGUGCUAUCUUAAAAACUAGUAUGAUUGAAAGGAAAUAAAGCAGCAUGAAAAAAGAGAGAGACUCUACCAUGGAUCUUAAAAAUCUAUAUGGCUCAAUCUGCUAUCAUUUUAGCAUGAUCAGGAAUAAAUCCGGAUUGUAUGUCAAGAACCAUGUUCAAUAAAAGAUCAUGAUUUAUAUUACAAUUAAUAAGAGAGCAAAAGACACCUUCGUUCAUUUCUAGCACUUGAGUAUUCGAAAUUUGUCAUUGCAUUAAAAACUUGACGGCUCUAUUUAAACACCAUCCAGUGCCUAAUUCUAGAUAAAAAAUCAAGAAUUUAGAUUUGAAGAGUAUAGAUAUAAAGAUUUCAAACUUAUUCGGAGAGAAUCUGGCAUUUUAGAUCAAGAUUUAGAGGAUAGCUUCAAUUCAAUUAGAAAUGAAGAUAUAUUUAAGAAGGAACUUAACAAAAAAUAAGCUGGCAGAAGUGGAAAGCAAAUCAUAUUCACCUAUGACAGAAAAUUUAUCAUUAAAGAAAUUGAUUCGGAAGAAAAAGGAUAUCUGAUUAGAAUUGCUCAAUAGUAUGCAGAGUAUAUUAAAGAAAACAGAGAUUCCUUAUUAGCUAGGAUAUAUGGACUCUUUUCUUUAAAGAUUGAGAACCAAAGCAAAGUAUAUUUCAUUAUUAUGCAUAACUUGGAUAUUUACCCAAAGGAUAGUGUGAUAUUUAAAUAUGAUUUGAAAUUUUCAGAGUUUAAUCGUCGUCAUCUCGACUUUAACGAACUAGAUUACUAUCGUACUAAACUAAUUAAAAUUGAUGAUAACUUUCAAGACUUGAUUGAGAAGUCUUGCAGUUAAGAUAACACAGAAGAGGAUGAGAAAGUUGAAUUUUAAAAUUCCUAACAAUUUGCUGUAUCUCCUCCACUUGAAAAUAUGAAGGUACGUAAAGGUUAAACAAAAGAAUUUCCUAAAUCUAAUACAAAGAAAUCUUUUGGCAAAGGCUUGAUGCAGAAUAGCUUCUCAUAGAAUAGGAUUAAAUUAGAGUCUUACGAUCUAUCUAAUACAAUGCUAUCGCCACAAGAUUCCAACAACUUAGGUGGUCAUUAAUUGAGCUAUAAUUUUGGAUCUACUCUGGAAGAGAAGAAGAUGUUCAGUAACAUGGCAACUCUUAUAAAAAAGGAAAAGAAAAAUGAUGCGUAUAUGUACAAGUAACUUCAACUAUUGAAAGAUAUUGAUUAUAAGAAUUUUCACGGCUAGAUCUAAAUACAUUAAUCCAGUCAUAAUACUUACUAAGACUUUAUAGUAUAAGUUCUCCAAGACACUUAAUUUCUGAGCCAGUAGUUUAUUAUGGACUACUCAUUGCUGCUGAUGAUCCUUAAAGUUGAAAAGAUUGAAACUUAAAAGAUUCUAAAUGAAUAAAGGCACAAUCCAUUUGUCUUUUAUACAAGAAACAAGAAGUUCGCAAUAGUAGUUGGGAUUAUUGAUUAUCUUUAAGUCUUCGGGAUAGGUAAAAAUAUUCAAGAAAAAGCUUAGAAAUUUUGGAGUGCAUUGAAAAAUAAAUAAAAGAAGGAAAUUUCUUGUGUGGAACCUUUGACAUAUUUUAACAGAUUCAACAGUGGCAUCUCUAAAUUAUUUAUCAAUACAAUAAUAGACGAGGCCGAUGAGAAUGAUGAAUGUGAAAGUAAUUGA